CGAAGCUUGGCCCACUUUCCCGUCACAAUUUUGAUUGUGCGAUUCCGCGGUCAGAGAAAAGAUUGCGAGGCCCAGCACGACCUGUGCUCUGCUCAAGGGCUCCGCAUCUAUCAACCGUCGAUCGGCGUCCUCGCUUUCAAAAAAGCGUCAAGCGUACCUGUGACCAGCACUUUUAAUGGAGUCUUGGCAUUGUAAAAUUCAUGUCAGGGAGCCUGUCGGGUAAGUUGGCCGGCGGCUAAGGUGGAUCUCCCGUCGUGUGAGAAGCAUAAGAAGCGGUCCUCGAUCCCACUUCCUUCUCUCCCCCUCUCCCUGUCCGCUACCAUCAUCCUCAAGGGCUCUGUCAAGAUGAAGAGCACACUCCUGUUCACAUCGAUCCCCCUGCUCCUCCUCGCGCUAGCGCAAGCUUUGAUCAUAGACGACAACUACACCAAUUGCAUCAAGCUCAGCUUCUUCGUCGUGCCGACACCCGCGGAACUGGCCUCCUCUGACGGCGUUGUCGCCACACUGUCCUACAAUGCUUCUCUCGAUGCGCCGACGCUGUACAACGGCUCCUACCUUUGGCGGGACGCAGCGCCCGGCAAUUCUGGCUUGGAUGUGGGCGUCACUUUCUUCAAUCAGUCGGGCGAGUACUGGAUCCAGGACGGCGGUGUUGAGAGACAAUUCAACACAUCGGCAUGGUAUACCAAUGACCCGUCCAAGGACCGGACCUACCUCUUCGUCUACCUCUUCAAUCAGACGGGCACCGUAGCCAACUCGAAUGUACAGCCCAGCCAGCAGACGCCUCUGAUCAACAGCAAAGGAAUCUACUGCGACCAGUACUGGACCGCUGACGGCAAGCGCCUCACGCCCUCGUAUUCUUCUCCCAGCCCUGGCCACUCUGGUCUGUCAGGCGGAGCCAAGCUCGGCGUUGUCCUCGGAUGCGUCCUCGGCGCCUUUUUGCUGUUCUUUGCCCUCGUCCUGUUCCUCGUCUGCCGGAAGAAGCGAACGAGGUCGCAGAGGUGCCAGGAAGCAUACCCGAGUGCCCUGGGCAACGAGACUGAGCCAAAGUAUAGCAGCACCAGCACGCCAGCAGGAGCAGGGGCAGGAGCACCAGGCUCGUACGAAGCAGGCCCUUCGAGCAUGCCAGCGGGCCCCAGCGACCAGCGCGAGGGCCUGCCGUCGUACUUCUUGUCGGCCUUGGGCGCCCGAAAGAACCAGGGUGCACAAAGACCAACAGCGGCGCCUGAGCCCACGGUCACAUCCCAACCGACGACUGUCGCAUCGCCGCCCACAACUGCUACGUCUCCACCGAAUGUUACGAACCCCACGACUGAAGCGCCGCCGGCUUAUACCUCUUGAUUGUGCCCUUUCCCUAUGUACCGUCCAUUCAUUACCGGGAAAGUGCUGUAUAUAACGAUUUCUGCAAUGACUGAAGAUGGAA
Messenger RNA from Acaromyces ingoldii, 1420 nucleotides. RefSeq lists its product as hypothetical. The record is from RefSeq and is a predicted model, not a curated record. The coding region runs from base 346 to 1338 and encodes 330 amino acids. NCBI's taxonomy places the organism in Eukaryota, Fungi, Basidiomycota, Exobasidiomycetes, Exobasidiales, Cryptobasidiaceae. The transcript has a single exon.